AUGACUUCUACGGAAGAACUUAUUGAAUUAGUGAAAAAAUUAAAACGUGAACGAUCAUUUGUUUCUGCUGAACAAAAACGUAUACGUGAACAAUAUGCUCAACUUCUUAAACUCGCUGAACAUGUUCAACAUCGUCAAUGGAUAACAAGUCAUCAACGUUACAUACUUUCAUCUUUAAUAUAUCCAAAUCGUAAUGAUCAAAAUAUUCAACCAAAAUCAUGUUUUCAAUAUAUACAAGUUCUUGAUAAUAUACCAUUUAUUGAUUCAUAUAAAUAUUUUAAUUAUCUACAAGAUUUACCUUAUUUACGUUUAUUAACUUAUUUAAGACAACAACCAAAUUUAUUAGCAUUAUGUUUAGCUAGUAUUGAAAAAACUGAUGCAUUAUUAACAAAUGCAAUUAUACCAAUAUUAAUGUCAGCUUUAUAUAAUCAAUGUUUAUAUUAUGAUGAUGAAUUAUUUACUCUUGAAUUACUUCGUUCAUUAAUUGAUAUACAAUUAAAAAAUGAAUCAAAUCCAAGAAUUAUUUUACAACGUUCAUCAUGUUCAUUUAAAAUUGUUUUUGAUGCCUUUUUAACAGCAUCACAAUCUUGUAAAUUAUUUUUAACAGCUGCAUUACAUGAACCUAUCAUGCAAUUACUCAUUGAUGAUGAAUGUUUUUAUGAUAUCAAUCCAGAUAUAUCAUUGAAUCGAUUGUCUAAACAAGAACGUCACAAAACAUUCGGUACACCAAAUACACGUGAUUAUUUAGAUAAAAUACAAAAAUAUCGUAAUGUUAUUCUAACAAAAUUAUAUACAUUUACAUAUACAUUUAUUGAAAGUUUACGUAAUGCAUUAGAGUUUUUUCCAACAUCUUUAUCAUUUCUUAUGUCACAAAUGUUUAUUAUAUUAUCGCAAUCAAGUGAAUUAUCAUCACGUGAAAUACGUUGUUUAUGUUGUGAUAUUAUUAUGACAUUAUUUAUUGGACCAGCUAUAUGUGAACCUGAAAAACAUGGAAUUAUUGCUGAUAUACCAAUAAGUAGAAUAGCACGACAUAAUUUAAAUCAAAUUGCUAUUAUACUUCAAACACUUGCUAUGUCCAAUGAUAUUGAAUCGAAAACAAAAGAUCUUUAUAAUAAAUUUAAAGAGAAUUGUGUAUCCAGUAUAUUAGAUAAUAUUAUUGAUUCAAGUCGAAAUGUUAUAUUUCCAUUACGUUCAUCAACAUUAUCAUCGAGCAAUAUAACAAGAAGCGUUAUUUUAAUAACACAAAAACAACUUCGACAAUUGAUUUUAUUUUGUCGUCGUGCAGUUAAUGAAAUUAAUGAUAAUGAAUUAAAACAACAAUUAGAUACAUAUUUACGAGCAUUAAUACCAUUAGAAGAAUGUCUUAAAUCACCUCCAAUUCCAUCUUUACCAUCAACUCCUCCUGUUUAUGAACAACAAACAGAACAUAAUCAUCGACAUCAUCAUCGAAAAACUAAUGGAACACGAGAUACAACUGUUCAAAAACUCGAACGCACUGAAAAUAUUCAAUUUCCUGAAGAAGUUAUUGUUUUUACAUUAGAAUCUAGUGAUAGUGAAUGUCCCGGAAUGUUGUCUGAAGAAAAAGUUUUGCAAGAAAAUGAACGAACAAAAUUAAUAAAAACAUCAAGUGCAAAUGAAUUUGAUCAAUCAGCUACAGAAAAAAGAUUACGUUUUCGUUUAAAUGAUACUUGUAGUGUUGGUAAUAUAAGUGAUAAUUUAGAAGGUCUUGAAGGUAUAAGUGAAGGUGCUGCAUCAACAGGCAAUUUAAGUGUUACAUCAUCAUGUGAUGAUCUUGAUAAAGCAACCAAUGAAAUUGAAACUGAUCCAUUAUUUGAUAAUGGAUCAGUUAGUGGAAGAGCAACACCAAAUUUAUCCGGUCGUGAUACACCUUCUUCACAUAUUAGUCUUGAUAGUAGUGAUCGACGAACAACAAGUACAAAUAAUGCUCAUAUUCAUUCACAAGAUAGUAUUAUUAAUAGUCAAACAGUAACAACAAUAAAUGCUAAUCAUAAUCCUCUUAUGGGAUCAGUACAACGUGGACCAGCCUUACCUAUUGUGGUACAAAAGCCAUUUCGUGAAGAUGUACCAGAUAAAUUUAAUUUAUUUGAUUUACCACAACAACGACCGACUUUAGAAGCAGGUGAUGAAACACGUUCAACAAUAUCUGAUAAUUGGUCAACAAUGAAUGCUGGAAUAUCUGAAAUAGAUGGACAAGAACAAGCAGCAGCUAGAUUGAAUGAAAUAGUUGAAGAAUUACCUAUUGUUGAACCACGUGGACAUAAUCAUAUUUUAUUACCUGAAAGUAAUUCAAUUACAUUAAAUAAACCAAUUGAUCAACAAUCUGAUUGUUGGAGUACAGAAGCAUUUGCUAGUGAUAGUGAAACAUAUAGUGAAGAUGGUUCAAAUAUUUUACGACUUGCUAAUAAUCAAAAUACAACGUCAACAUCAAAUAUUAAUGAACUUUUAGUACCUUCUUUUUCAAUAGAUAAUAAUAAUUCAGCAUCAUCAUCAAUGGAAGAAUUAAGUAAACAACAAAAACGUUCAACAAAUUCAGGAACAACAUCAUCAAAAUUAGCCGAUCCAGUUGAUAUACUUCUAAUGAAAUCAUCCCUUGAAAGUCUACCAUCAAUAUCUGAUAGUGGUAUUUUACUUGAUAGUGGAAAAUUUUCUCAACAAGCACCAUCACCAUUAAAAUCACCAACAGAAACACGAUCAGUUCAUUUUCCAUUGAUUGAUUUAUCAAAUUCAUCGAAUGAACAAUCAACAAUAUUAAGUUCAUCACAAAAUCUUCCAUCAUCAAAUAUAGCAACAUCUAAUUCGAUUAUAAAACCAUCAUCAACAAAUAAAUCUAAUGAAAAACGCUCAACAAAUGCAAUAUCGGCUUUACGUCGUCGAUUUGUUGGUAGUAGUGCUAGCAGUAGUUCACAUCGACGAGAUCGUAGUAUUCCAGAAGAUGAUCAUUCACAUAUUGAACAACAACCAACAGAAACAAUAUCAGCUGAUGAUAUUCUUGCAAGAUAUUCAAGUAAAGGAUCGACUAGUAUUGAUCAUGGAUCAAAAAUAAAUACAACAGCAGAUGAAAGUCAUACAGAAACAAUUACAAUUGAAACAUUUACUGAUACAAUUCCUUACUAUGAUCCAACAAAUUUGGAUACAUGUCGAGCAUUUAUUGAUGCAAAAAAGAAAUUACGUAUUGUACUUGCUACAGCUGAUACUGAUUCAAUAAAUUAUCUUAAUUCACCAAUAAAUUUUAAUCAAUAUUUACCACAACAACAGCAACGACAACAAAAUGGUUCAUCAUCAAUACAUUCAUUAAAUCGUAAAUCAUCAAAUAAUUUAAUACUUUUUCUUCGUUCUCAACUUUAUGAAGCAAUUGCUUUACAAGAUCGUGAUUUACAAGCACAAUUAUAUGAAACAUUACGAUGUGUACAACAAUUUAAUGAAAAUGAAUGUAAAGUACUAAUUCGUUCAAUGAUUGAUGAUUAUCGUUCAAGAUCUGUUUAUAUUGCUUAUCUUGUUAAAAAUAAUGAAAAUCUUCUUAAUAUUACAUAUCAUCAAGAUAGAUUACUUGUAAGAAUACAAUGUGAUCAAGAUUUAUGUAAACAACAUCUAAUAAAUUAUCUUAUUAAAUUAUUUCUUGAUUGUAAAGAACAUUUAUUACAAAAGUUAAUUGAUAAAUUUUCACAUUUAUCAAUUGCUGAAGAAAAAAUGCAUUUAAUAGAAUUAUUUCUUCAAGAUUGUUGUCGAGAAAUAACAUCAGAUAUUAAUUGGAAAACUGCUUCACCCGAACAAUUUGCUAUGUCACAAACAUCCAUUGAACGUAUAGUUAUGGCAAAAUUUUAUACAGCUGCAUUAUAUCCAAAUGGACAAAUUGAUGUUCAACGUGAUCAAAUUUUUAGUGGUCAUAUACGAACACUUGCUGAACAACUUGAUCCUAAUCAUCAAAAAUUACGUAUACAGAAAUUAUAUCAAAGAGAAUGUCCAUGGCCAUCAGCUCAAGCUGAACUUCGUUUAAUUAAUGCCUAUAAAACUCCUCGUGAUAAAGUUGCAUGUGUACAACGAUGUAUACGUAUAAUACAAAAUUUAAUUCGUUUAGCAUCAAAUUCAGCUGCUGGUGCUGAUGAUACAAUUCCAAUAUUAAUUUAUGUGAUUGUUAAAGCUAAUCCACCUAAUCUUCUAUCAAUUAUGCAAUAUGUACAAGAUUUAUAUUCAUCACGCUUUACAGAUGAAGAAAGUUAUUAUUGGACAAUGUUUGUAUCGGGUGUCAAAUUUAUACAUGAGAUGAUUUAG
Molecule: messenger RNA, 4290 nt
Organism: Rotaria sp. Silwood1
Lineage: Eukaryota; Metazoa; Rotifera; Eurotatoria; Philodinida; Philodinidae
Source: the annotation of a GenBank genome assembly